Pelmatolapia mariae (spotted tilapia) is the source of this 6231-nucleotide messenger RNA. RefSeq lists its product as uncharacterized. NCBI's taxonomy places the organism in Eukaryota, Metazoa, Chordata, Actinopteri, Cichliformes, Cichlidae. Gene Ontology annotation, molecular function: 3-oxoacyl-[acyl-carrier-protein] synthase activity. The record is from RefSeq and is a predicted model, not a curated record. The coding region runs from base 1 to 6231 and encodes 2076 amino acids. The transcript is spliced from 7 exons. Gene Ontology annotation, biological process: fatty acid biosynthetic process.
AUGAGAAGUAAUCUAAGAAGGAAGAAUUUAAAACAUAAUUACUGCAUCAUUAGUCCGUUGCCUGAAUCUGACCUUCUUGUUUUUGAUAUUUUCGGGUUUAAUGAAUUCGACCACAGGUUUUUCGGCAUCAGUGACAGUGAAGUGGAACAAAUGGAUCCUCAGCAAAAACAGCUCCUGCAGUGUGUCUACAGGGCUUUAGAAAAUGCUGGAAUUCCAAUGGAAAAAGCCAGUGGGACCAGAACAGGAGUGUUUUUUGGAAUAAUGAACAGAGAUUAUGAAACAAAUGCUGCACAUGUGCACCCAAGUGUGAUCAACCACUGGACUGGCACAGGGCUUGCCAUGAGUAUUGCAGCAAACAGAGUCUCCUAUGUCUUCAACUUCACCGGACCUUCUCUAUCCUUAGACUCUGCCUGUUCUUCAUCCCUUGUGGCUCUUCAUCUUGCCUGUCAGUCAAUAAAACAAGGCGAUUGUGAAAUGGCUGUCUGUGGAGGGGUCAGCUGCAUAAUUGAGCCAAGACUGUUUGUUUUGCUCAGCAAAGCCAAAAUGAUCUCCCCUGAUGGAACCAGCAAACCUUUUUCCAGCAGAGCAGAUGGAUACGGCAGAGGGGAGGGAUGCGGAGUAGUUCUCCUAAAGCCACUGAAAAAGGCUCUUCAAGACCAUGACCAUAUCUGGGGUAUAAUCAGCAAAACUGCUGUAAACCAAGAUGGCCGCUCUGUCACGCCAAUCACCAAACCAUCCAUGACACAACAAGAGGAGCUUCUCCGCAGAAUCUAUUCAGAGUCUGACCUUGCAAAUGUCCAGUACAUGGAGGCACAUGGGACUGGAACCCCAGCUGGAGACCCAACAGAGGCACAAAGCAUUUCCAACGUCAUUGGUAAAUCUAGACCUCCCGGUUCAAAGACACUCUGGAUUGGCUCUGUGAAGAGCAAUAUUGGACACACAGAAUCUGCUGCUGGAGUUGCUGGACUCAUUAAGGUUCUCCUGAUGAUGAAGCAUGAGACCAUUGUUCCUUCGGUGUUCUACACUGAUAAGACUUCCAGUGUAGAUACCACAGCACUAAACAUUAAAAUUCCUAAGGAGCCAGAAAAAUGGGAAAGCUCUAGUGCAGGGGUCCCCAAUCUCAGUCCACGAGGGCCGGUUGCAAGAGUUGCAGGAGUUAACAGCUUUGGUUUUGGGGGAACAAAUGCACAUGCCAUUGUCACACAGCACAUCCAGCCAUAUUCUAAGCAAAGGCGUGAUGAGAAGCAAGUCAAGUAUUUUGUCAUAUCUGCAAAUUCUUCAAAAUCACUUAUCAUGAUGAUGGAAAAUACCAUCAAUCAGCUACAGGCAGAAAAACUGUUUGAUCUAGAUUCUUUGCUCUACACGUCAGCUUGCAGAAGAACCCACCAAAAACAUAAAUACAGAAAGGCCAUCACAGUGUCUUCUGUAGUUAAUCUAAAAGAGAAGCUAAUUGCUACUACUGGCAAAAAUGUCAGCGUUGCCUUCUCAGAUCCAAGGUUAGUCUUUGUCUUCUGUGGAAAUGGUGUCACCUACCAUGGUAUGUGCAAGCAGCUACUAAAAAACGAGCCUAUAUUCAGAGAAAAGAUCAAAGAAAUUAAGGAACUUUUCCAAAAGCUGAGUCCUCUGGACAUCCUGGAUACGCUUGAGAGCGAAUUUGAGAGCAGCGACUUCAAGAACCCAGACGUUGUCCAACCUCUCCUCUUUGCUAUUCAGGUUGGGAUUACUACCUUGCUCAGGCACUGGGGAGUCAAAGCUGAUGCAAUUCUUGGACACUCUGUUGGUGAAGUGGCAGCCGCUCACUGCUCUGGUCUCUUGUCUCUGGAGGAUGCAGUAAAAGUCAUAUAUUUCCGCAGCACUCUCCAGAGAAAAGUCACCGCGGGAAAGAUGCUCGUGAUCAGCAACAUGGCUGUAUCAGAGGUAUCUUCACUGCUCCCUCCUUACUCUGGUAAAAUUUGCCUUGCUGCAUAUAACAGCCCACAGUCCUGCACCCUUUCAGGUGAUGCAGACACAAUUGAGCGCUUCCACAAGGAGCUAAGCACCUCAGCUAAUAGUCAGAAUCUGUUCCUUCGUGUGCUGGAUGUCCCUGCUGCUUAUCACAGCCACAUGAUGGACCCAAUUCUACCAGAAAUUGUGGAAAAAAUUGGCAUCUUACAGGCAAAUGAUCUUGACACAGAGUUGUUCUCAACAGUGACAGGGAAGGAAGUCCAGCAGAGAGAUUUCUGCACAGGUGAAUACUGGGCUAGAAACAUUCGUGAGCCAGUUGCUUUUGAGCAGGCGGUACAGUCAGCAACUAGAGGAAAGAAGCACACGGUGUUUGUUGAGAUAGGUCCAAGAAGAGCACUGCAGAGAAACAUUAUGGAAUCUCUGGGAAAUGACACGGCUGUCCUUGCCUCCGUGCAGCCAGAAAGAGAUCAAGAAUCAGUCAUGUCUGUUUCUAAACUGUUUGAACUCGGCGUUCAAGUAGAUUGGAACACCUUCUAUAAAGGCUAUGAGACAGUGCCUCUGCCUUUUCCUAAAUAUCAAUUUGACUGCUCAUACAGGCAUGUUAUCAUUGGGGCAGCACAGAAUAACACAGCAAGCAAUCAUCCUGUGCUGUGUCAGACAGGAAGUGAAAGCAACAUUUUCACUUGUGAUCUAAAGUCUGACUCUACUUUCUACUUGAAAGAGCAUAAGCAUAAUGAUGUACCCAUCAUCCCUGGUGCUUUCUAUGCUGAGUUGGGUUUAGCUGCGUGCAUGGCCAGUGCUAAACCAAAAGUACCUCUCAGUUCACUGCAGCUCAGUGUCAAUUUUCACAGUCCAUUUGUUUUAACACAGAAUCCACCUGAAAUGAAAGUGCAACUAGAACAAACAGAGAGGGAAACCAGAUUCACCGCUCUCUCCUCAUCUGUACUUUAUGCAUCAGGCACUGUGGUUUCAAAGAAAGAGAGGCUGAUUGAGGAGCAGUGCAUUUCACUAAGCUCCAUCAACAAACGAUGCACAUCUGUAGUGAGCUUUCAGGAGUUUUAUGGAUAUCUCUCUCAAGGAGGUUUUCAGUAUGGAGACAUCUUCCAGAAUAAGAAGGAUGUGCACUAUGGAGAUGAUCUGAAAGAGGCUUUUGCAAAAGUCUCAGUUCCCGAAGAACUUCAGCCUCAUUUGCAUGGCUACUGCAUUCAUCCUGUCUUGCUGGAUUAUUUGCUGCAGCUUCUCCCAGUUACAGUAGAGCACAUCUUUGCUGGCAGGCCAGGAUUUCCUGCCAAAAUAGGAAGUCUUACAGUCUUUGAACCUUUGCAAAAUGAGAUGACUAUUUAUCUGAGAGCAACUGAUGUGGGCACUGAUCACUUUGGGGUUUGUGGGUGCUUUGCAGACAAGGAAGGCAGAGUGUUGGUUGAGGUCAAAAAUGUCAUAAUCAAGUACCUAGGCAGUCGUUCUCAUGUGGUAGAUGAGUACUUCUACCACAAUGCCUUCAACGUUAUCCCAAAUGAUCACAUUCCUACUCCUUCUCCAAAGGCGUUGGUGUUCUUCUUAAAAUCAGAGAUUAGGGAAAACUUUGAUGAGGUCUUAUUUUUGUGGGGCAAAGAAGACCUCACAUCACGGCCAGCUGAAAUCAUCCUGCAGAAUCUAGCUGACUGCUGUGAGAUUUUCCGCCAAAUAGUUGUUGAGCUAAAGCGAAUUCACUUCCCAAAAUCAAUUAGAGCAGUAACUUACCGUUCAUCUGACAUCACAGUAGACCACGUAAGUCCAGGUUUCGCUCUUGUUGGUAUGACACGAUCGUUCGCUGCAGAGCUACCAGAUCUUUCUUUUCAGCUGAUUGAUAUGAGCAGGAUCUCUGCAGAGGACAUUGCAGCUCUGUCUGAUGUCCUAAGGUCAUACCCAUGCAGCAAGCACCCAGAACUGGUGGUAAAAGAUGGACAGGUCUUGAAACCUUCCAUUGUGCGCACCCCGCUAGAAAUUACUGACAAUAAAGUAGGCACUUAUACAUCUGCAGUGUCUGAACCUUGUAUUUUUCUGACAGCUGAUCCAAAUGAAAUUACGCAACUGAGUGCCAUUCGCUCUGACGAGGAGGCUGAGCCGAUCAGUGAUACAUUCAUUGAAAUCCAGCCCAGUAAGAUAUGUGUUCACUCAUCCGACUAUUUCCCAGUCAGCACUUCAAAACUAAAAUUCGGCAAAACACUGUAUUGGAACACGCAAUCAUCUCAGAAACACAAGCUGCUCGCUCUUGACUUCAGCGGUACUGUCACAGCAGUUGGGAAAGAUGUAAGGAAAUUCAAAGUGGGAGAACAUGUUGCUUCCUGUUAUCCUGUGGUGGCAGCAAGUAAGAUCAGAGUACCACAGGAAGUGUGCUACAGCACCAAAAGGUUCCCAGUCCUCAAAAAAACACCGUGUGUUUCCUACUUUGUGCUAGCAUGGGAAAUCCUGCACCAAGCAUUGCACAGAGCCAAGCGUAAUAUAACAAUCAUAUGCUCUGUGCCUGAUUCUGCACUAGUGAAAGUCUUGGCAUUUAGCGCUUUCAAAUCAGGCUGGAAUGUGAAUGUUGAAACGCAGUGCAAUGGAACUUUUUUGGGUGCAGUUGUCAUUCUGCCUCCAUUUGAUGAAUCCCUAACUGCUCAAAUUUGCAACUUUCCAGGGUUACAACAUGUUGUAAUCGUAUGUGAAUCUCAGAAGCAGGAUCUAGUCGUUGAGGAAGUGUUCCAAAGUGCAAAUGAAGGUGUUCAUGUACAGACAAUUCAGAUGCCAGUCAUUUUCCAAAAGGGAUUCCUGAGAACACACAGGCCAUACUUUUAUCACUGGCUUAAGUCCUUAAACCUUAAUGGGAAAUUGGCUCUUGAAAGCUUUACCUUUCAGAGUGCAAAAUCUGAAAGAAAAAGCAUUGAUUCAGCAAAACCAGACUCAUAUUUCAGCUCCAAGAAAUUGGCUGUCGUAGCUCUAGAAAAUGAUUUUGGCAGCACACUGUCUGAGAUUCCACUUCUCCCAACAAAAAAACGGCUUUUUCGAAAGAGGUCUGUGUAUGUAGUGGCAGGUGGUCUUUCUGGUCUGGGCUUUGAGACUGUUAAGUUCAUCUCACAAAGAGGUGGUGAGUACAUUGUCAUUCUCUCCAGAAGCAAGCCCACACCAGAAGUACAGCAAGAAAUCAACAAUGUGGAGAAACAGUGUGGAAACAGCAUCACCAGCAUGGAGUGUGACAUAUCUGUUUCUGAAAAUGUGCACAAAGUCAUCAAUGUCAUUGGCAAGAAGUUCCCUGGUCGUCUGAUCAGAGGUGUGUUUCACAGUGCAGUAGUCUUGCAUGAUGGACUGAUUGAGACCCUUAACAGAUCUCUGUACGAGAAGGUUUUCAGGCCAAAAAUAAACGGUGUCCUGAAUUUGCACUAUGCAACAAAGCACUGUCCGUUGGAUUACUUUGUAUGUUACUCCUCCAUCUCCGCUUUCCUGGGAAAUGCAUCACAAACAAACUACGCAGCAGCCAAUACGUUUCUCGAUCUGUUCUGUCAAUACAGACUCAGCUUGCCUGCACAGUCUAUCAACUGGGGAGCUCUGAACCUUGGUCUGCUCUUGAACAAAGAACAUUUCCAGCGUUUUCUGGAGGCAAAGGGAAUGAUGAUUUUAGAUUUGGCUGAGAUUUAUCAAAGCUUGGAGCAAUGCCUUGUGCUCAACCAACCCCAGCAAGCUGUUUGCAGGUUUCACUUCAGAAACAUCAGAUACAAUAUCCUCUCCCAAAAUAAAGCCUUGACUAUGCGCCUUUCUGCAUUAGUUGAGGCAGCCUUUCAAAAAUCUAGAGAGACUUACUCUGAAACUAAACAAGAUGUCUGCGUCUCUCCAAAGGACUAUGUUGUCUCUCUACUUAGUGAGACCAUUGGCAUGGAGCAGAGUGAGCUGAAAGAUGAUUUACCACUUUCAUCCUUAGGCAUUGACUCUAUGCAGGCUAUGACUUUGCAGAAUUUGAUCUUUCAGGGUAGAGGUGUAAAUGUGCCUUUGGUGAAACUGUUGGAUCCCAAUGCAACUAUUGCAACAAUGGCAGUUCUACUGAGUGAAGGAGCUGAAGGCGAAAGUGUCAGUGAGAACCCAGAGUCUCUACCAGGUGAUGGCCAGUACUCAUCACUGUUAACUUAUAAAGUUGACGAACAUUCUGAAUUAAUGACAGUAAUGGAAAAAAGCUUGCGAUACAGCAGCAUGGCACCAUGUAUAAUGACGGUGGUGUCAUCUGCAAACUUCAGGAGUUUAACAGCCGAGUUCUUGGAGGUGCAGUCAUUGGUGUAG